This is a messenger RNA of Styela clava, 18858 nucleotides long. Lineage: Eukaryota; Metazoa; Chordata; Ascidiacea; Stolidobranchia; Styelidae. The record is from RefSeq and is a predicted model, not a curated record.
AUGCAUAAAAAAAUAAACUUGUUUACAGAUGUGGAAGACGUAACUGCAAAAACCUGUAGCUUUAGUUGGAUUGCUCCGGAAGAUGAUGGCGGUGCAGACAUCAAUGGCUAUGUAAUGCUGCGUAGAGAACUUGGACGUAAAAAAUGGACUAAAAUUAAUUCUGAUGUUAAGUCUGACGUCUUCAAAUACGAGGCAACUGAACUUUUCGAUGGCCGUGAAUAUGAGUUUGGAGUUUCUGCUGUAAACAAAUAUGGCAUUGGUGAGCCUGCUUCUACCACCGGUGUAGUAGCAAAAGAUCCGUUUAGUGCACCAUGCCCUCCAGAUGCGACUGACGUUUGUGACGUCACCGAAAACUCUAUGACUGUUAUGUGGCAUGAACCUCGUUCAGAUGGUGGAAAGGUUGUAAGUGGUUAUUAUGUUGAAAUGAGAGCAGGAUCUGACGGUAGCUGGAUAAGAUUGAAUAAUGAAGCACUGGAUGCUGAAACAUUUUCAUAUCAUGUUGAUGGUCUUCAGAAAGACGAGGAAUAUUAUUUCAGAGUCCUUGCAGAAAACAUUGCUGGAAUUAGUAAAGCAAGUGAACCAAGUGAGCCGGUGAUGGCCAUCAGUCCUAUUGAGCCACCGAGCCGACCUGGAAAACCAUCUCUUCUUGAGAUAAACAAAACUAGCUGUAAACUAUUCUGGAGUGAACCCGAAUUGGAUGGUGGAUGCCCUGUUUCACAUUAUGUCAUUUUGUUGAAAAAACGUGAUGUUGGUGCCAAUGAAUGGAAAGAAGAUUUUAUUACUUGGGAAGCUAAUGUUAAGACUAAUGAACAUGAAGUUGUUGAUCUAAUACAAAGAAAUAUGAAUACAGCUUCAAGUAAGAAGGUUUAUGCUGUCAACAAAGCUGGUCAAUCUAUCACAAGUGAAGAAUCUGAUACUGUGACUUGCAAGCCUAAAGUAACUGCACCAGAUUCCCCAAGAGAACUUAAAAGUGCCGGAACUACCAAAACCUCAGUCACACUUCAGUGGAUGAUGCCUGAUCAUGAUGGCGGCAGUGGCAUAACGGGAUAUGUUUUGCAAAAAAGAGAACAGCGAAGACAAAAUUGGCAAGAUGUUGUAUCUAUUGAAUCUACUGAAUACACCGAAGAUAAUCUGAAGGAGGGCUCUUCUUUCGAGUACAGAGUAGCUGCUGUAAACGCAAUUGGGCAAAGUGAAUGGAAUCAGUGCAAAGCUGUGACAGCUGCUUGCUUGUACAGUGUUCCAGGAAAACCCAGAUCACUUAGAACGACCAGUGUAUCUCGUUAUGAUGUUGAUUUAGUUUGGCGUGAACCAGUCUUUGAUGGUGGAGCUGAUAUAGCUUGUUACAGCAUUGAAAAGAAAAAUGUCUCAGGACAACAGCAAUGGGUUGAGGUAGAGCGGACAAACGAUGCAACAUGUAAAUACAAGUGCGAAAAAAUCGAGCCAUUCGCUGAAGUUCAGUUCAGAAUUAUUGCCAUAAAUGAAGCGGGUUCUGGAGAACCAAGUGAACCAACACUGAAAUUUAUAGUCAGAGAUCCUAUAUUACCACCUGGCCAACCUACUAAUGUUACAAUGGUGACAACAAGCAUAUCAUCUGUUACUCUUAAAUGGUGUAUACCAUCUCUCAAUGGUGGAGAUGAUAUCUUGGGAUACUAUGUCGAACGUUGUCUGACUGGAGGAGAAGAGUGGAUUCGUUGCAAUGUGGUGCCUUUCUCCAAACCGUUAGGGGAGAUAACUGGUCUUCGUCAAGGACGCUCAUAUAAUUUUAGGGUCUGUGCUUACAAUUCUGCUGGACUAGGCAAAGCAAGUGGGGCAACUGAAGAGAUUUCAGUUGACCAUCCUGAUUGUGCACCAACCUGCACAAUUCUUGAUGAGAAUAUCAUUCUAAUUGUUUGCUGGAGAGAAGUUGCGACUGAAGAUCGUCCAGGUGAACCAGAAGAACCUAUCGUCAGUGAUAUAUGUAAUGAAUCAUGUGUGCUGUCAUGGAAAGCCCCGACGGACGAUGGUGGAAGUGCUAUCAUGUAUUAUUCUGUUGAAAAACGAGAAGUUGGACGUCGAACCUGGAAAAUUGCAACACAUAACACAGAUAAAACUACUUGGAAAGUUGAUGGCUUAAUUCGUAACCAGACUUACAACUUGAGGGUUACUGCAUAUAAACAAACGAACCAACAUCCAAAACAUUAUCUCUUUCUUGGCGGAAACCACUUCAUGAUGGUGGAAGCAUUAUUACUGGAUAUUGUGUGGAUUUCACUGAAAAAGACGGAUCAGAAUUGGAUUAGAGACAUUGAUAACUAUCCUAACACUGAAUACACUGUGGAAAAUCUGACGCCAGAACUAGAGUAUGAAUACAGAGUCUAUGCAAAGAAUAAAGCAGGUGUAGGUGAACCUGCACAACUUCCUCCAAUAGCAGCUAAGGAUCCUAUAGCUGCCCCAACCGUUCACUUUGCUUCUCAUUUGAAGAAAGGUAUAGAAGUUCGUGGAGGUGCAGAACUCACAUUAACUGCAACAUAUUCUGGUGUUCCGAAGCCUUCAAUAAGAUGGGUGCAAUAUGACAAAGAAGAAACUGAUGUUGUUUGCACACCAACAAGAAUAUUGAAAACAACUGACGACACAGUUGAACUUCAUCUUGGACCAUGCACAAGAGCUGAUAAAGGGAAAUACUUUAUUUGUCUCGAAAAUGAACAAGGUCGUGCCACUGCGUCUGUCGAAGUUUUUGUGACUGAUGUUCCAGAUAUUUGUUCUAUUCCAUGGACUUUUGAAGAUUCCACCAAAGAGGCAGUGACCAUUUACUGGAAGCCACCUGCUGACAAUGGAGGCUUUGAAAUACUCAAUUAUGUUGUGGAAGUCAGAGAAUCAAACAAGAAGAAUUGGUCUACACUGUCCGCGACAAUAACAUGUACAAGGUGGCGAGCACAAAAACUUGUGACAGGAACAGAAUACAUUUUUAGAGUAGCUGCAGAAAACAAGCUUGGAGUGGGACCAUGGCUGGAAUCUGAGCCUUAUGUGGCAAAAAUGGCAUUUGAUGAACCAGGUGCACCAGAAAAGCCAAAUGUUGUAGAUGUUACACGUAAAGCUAUGUUGGUAAACUGGAAUGAACCUAAUGAUGGAGGAAGCUCUAUACUUGGGUAUCAUUUGGAAAGAAAAGAUGUUGAAACUGGAAAGUGGACAAGAGUUGUUCGUGACCUGAUAAGAACAAAUGAAUAUCAAGUUAUCACUGGCCUUUAUGAGGAUUCAUCAUACCGGUUCAGAGUCUGUGCAGAAAAUGCAGCCGGUCUCGGAAACUUCAGCCCUGAAAGUGAUGUUUUCACUUGUCAAGAUCCAGCUAGUGUCCCUGCUCCUCCAUGUCACCUAAAAGUAACUGAUGUCACCAACAAUUCUGUAACUCUCAAAUGGGAAUUACCAAGUUAUUCUGGGGGUGAUUCACGCAUCUUCUAUGAAGUAGAAAGGCAGCUUGAAGAUGGGUCAUGGCAACAGUGCUUUGAAAAGAAGAUAAAUGCAUUAAGCUGUACUAUUACCUCAUUAGAAGAAGGCCAAGUAUGUAAUUUUAGAGUGAAAGCUGUCAACAGAGCUGGUGAAAGCAAACCUGCUGAAAUAGAAGUUACUGUUAAAGAAAAAAUUGUUCAUAGUGGUAAAAUGAUCGAAAUUAUGGCCAAUGUUACUGGAAGACCUGCACCUGAAAUAUCGUGGCAAAAGGAUUCUGAAUCUCUACCAUCUCAUGUUGAAGUUGUAAAAUCCGAAAAAGGUUCAUUAUUGAGAAUUCAAAAGUGCCAACGUUCAGAUUGGGGCCAAUAUACAGUAACCGCUAAGAAUGUCUGUGGAACCAAGACUACUACUUGUCUGGUGAAUGUACUUGAUAUCCCAGGACCUGUCAAGGAAUUCGAAACUGGAGCUAUUACAAAAUCAUCUGUUGCAUUGUCAUGGAGAGUACCAUCUGAUGAUGGAGGACUGCUUAUUACAAGAUACUUCAUUGAAAAACGUGACACAUCAAUGAAAGCAUGGCUAGCAGUCAAGGACACAGAGAAGUUUGAAGUUGAAGCAAGCAAUGUUGUUGUGGGCUGUACUUAUGCUUUUCGAAUAUGUGCUGAAAAUGAUGUUGGAAAAGGACCUUGGGUCGAGUGUCCUCCAGUGCUUUGCGAAGAUCCAUUAGAUGUACCUAGUCAUCCAGAGUACUUGAGAGUUGUAGAAAAAAAGAACACUUAUCUUUUGGUAAAGUGGAAUGCAUCCAGGACGAAUGGUGGUUCUGCCAUAAAAGGCUACAUGGUAGAUAAACAACAGCUAGGUCACAAAGAAUGGACUCCAUGCAAUAGCCGGCUCAUUGAGAAGACUGGAUUCAAGGUCGAAGAGCUCCUUACUGGUAUGAAGUAUGUCAUUAGAGUCAAGGCUGUAAAUAACAUUGGAGAAAGUAAUCCUGCUUUCACGCUACCAACAGAAGCUCUUGAGCCAGCAGCUUCACCUGAUGUCACAUUAGAUAUUGGUGCAAAUAAGACACUUCAAGUUCGUGCUGGUGAUUGCAUUCAUCUUCCAGCAGUAGUUCAUGGGGUACCAGAACCAGAAGUAAAAUGGGUGAAAGACAAGAAUACCAUUCUUGAGAAAGAGAGCGACCACAUGAAGAUUGUGAGAAAUGGCAAAGAGGCUACAAUAUUCAUACCAAAAUGUGCCAGACAAGAUGAUGGAAUUUAUCACAUAACAGCAACCAACUAUUUGGGAACCAAGACUGUCAGAAGCAUUGUAACUGUAUAUGAUGUACCGGCUGCUCCUCAAAAUGUCAGGUUGACUAAGGUCACAUCCGAAAACCUUGUUGUCCAGUGGGACCCACCAGUCGACAAUGGUGGGGCGGAGUUGUUUAAUUAUGUUGUUGAAAAGCGUGAAGGAAAAAAUAGAAACUGGAUUCCACUUACCAAUGCUGUGAUAGAGACAAAAUUCAGGGUCAAGAAACUAACUUUUGGAGUUGAGUACCAUUUCAGAGUUGCUGCUGAAAACCGAAUUGGUGUUGGUGCUUUUACUGAAUCUCCAUCUGCUGUAGCUAAAAAUCCAUAUGAAACACCUGAUAGUCCGGGUAAACCAAUUGCAUCAGAAAUAACAAAAUCUUCAAUGCUAAUUUCGUGGCAAACACCGAAGAAGGAUGGUGGUGCCGUAAUCGAAGGGUAUUGGUUAGAAGUUAGAGACAACGAUACAGCUAGAUGGAGGAAAGUGACACGCUCACCUAUAGUUGGAAAUACAAAGAAAUGCUCAUAUAAGAUCAACCAACUUGAUGCUGGUAUUGAGUAUCGCUUCAGAGUAAGUGCAGUCAACAAGGCAGGUGUGGGACCUAAAAGUGAAGACUCUGACAGUUAUAUAGCACAGAAUCCAAUCUAUCCACCUGGCCAACCCUUUGCCCCAAAGAUCACUGAUGUUUCUGCAACAAGCAUGUCUCUGACCUGGUUCCCUCCAAAAUUUGAUGGUGGAUCUGAAAUUACUGGAUAUUAUUUGGAAAGAUGUGAUGAGGUUGAAAUGGAUUGGGUGAAGAUCAUACUGGGAGAGUCCUCAAUGAUCAAUACAACCAAAGUCGUAGUCCCUAAUCUUCAAACUGGUUACAGAUAUCAAUUUAGAAUUACAGCUUGUAAUGUACUGGGUGCAGGUAUUCCAUCAAUGCCUUCAAGGAACACACAAGCCAGAGACAUUAUCGAACCUCCAUCAAUUUGUAUGAAUACUGGCCUGAGAAAUAUCCUGGAAGUGAGAGCUGGUACAACAAUUAAACUUGUUGCCAAUGUAUCUGGAUGUCCACAACCAAGUGUUCAAUGGAAAAAAGAUGAUAAAGAAAAUAUACCAGGAGAUUGUUUGCAAGAACGCAAUAAGGGUGGGGAUUAUUUUGUCCAAAUUCAUAACUGCAAUCGCAACCAUAGUGGAACAUACACCAUUGUUUGCCAAAACUCUGGUGGUUCCAGAUUUACAUCAUGCAAAGUCCAAGUCAUUGAUACACCGGGGCAGCCAGAAAAUAUGGAUAUUUCACAUGUGACAAGCAGAUCAGCCACAUUGCAUUGGAAAGAACCUGGAAAUAAUGGUGGCUCAAGAAUUCAAAAAUACAUUGUUGAAAAGCGCAGAGGAGAUGCAACCACAUGGACAAAAGUUGAAUCUGCUCUUUCUAUCACAGAGUGUGUAGUUAGUGAUUUACUGCAUGGAUAUGAAUAUGAAUUUCGUGUGUGUGCAGUCAAUGCAACAGGCCAGGGACCUUACAUUGUCAGUAGUAAACCCACACUUAUUGCUGAUCCGGUUACAACUCCGGAUGCUCCAACUUUGCUGAAAGUUAUAUCGAUCACUGCCACAACAGUUUCCCUCAAAUGGGUCGAAUCAAAAUCUUAUGGUAACCUACCUCUCAAAACAUACUUGAUACAACAACUUGGAAAGGGUACUGAAGGAGAGGAGAUCUGGAACAGAUGCAACAAAGAAGAUGUUCUCAGCACUGAAUACACAAUUAAAGGUAUCAGCAAGAACGAACAACCAGAGUUUCGUGUUUUGGCAGUCAAUGACGUCGGUUCAAGUCCUCCGUCCAAUAAAGUUGGACCUGUAGAAUGCAAAGAUGAUAUUGUUUUUCCAGUAAUUGAAGCUGUGGAAUUUUAUGAGUUUGAAUUUGGUUGUGAUGUUGAAAUCUCUGCCAAAUUUGUGGGAUUUCCAAAACCAGUGAUAACUUGGCAAUAUUUUGAACAAGAGAUCAAAAAGUCGGAAAGAAUUUCGCUAACAAUUACAUCAUCAGAGACGCAUCUCAGAAAAACCAAGGCUGUCAGGUCUGACACAGGAUUAUACAUUGUCACUGCCAAAAAUAUUGCCGGAAAGGUAUCGAAGUCUAUAAAAGUCAAUGUUAUUGGGAAACCUGGCCCACCAAGCAAACCUUUUGAAUUCACAAAAGUGUCAUCUUCCACUAUUGCCUUCUUUUGGAACCCAGUCCAAGAUGAUGGUGGUAGCCGCAUCAAAUAUUAUGCUGUGGAAAAAAGAGAAAUUGACAGAGAUAGUUGGCAUCCUGUGGCCUGUCCUAAGGACUUGGCUAUUACAGAUACUGAGCUAAUGUCUGGAAAAGAAUAUAUCUAUCGAAUAAGAUCUAUUAAUCAACAUGGAUGCAGCACUUGGCUUGAAACAGAUCCGGUUCUAGCUAAAAAUCCAUGCGAACGACCGGAGAGACCAGAUAAGCCUAGUGUAAAAGGUGUUACUCGUGAUGCCGUAACGGUAUACUGGAAUGCUCCAGAAAAUGAUGGUGGAUCUGUAAUCACGUCAUAUGCUCUUGAAAAAAGGUCUCGCCUCAACAGAAAUUGGAGAAAAGUGACUACUGAAAAGAUUAUGGGUACUCAAUUUAGGGCAGGCUGCUUGCAAGAAGGACAAGAAUAUGUUUUCAGAGUUGCAGCGAUAAAUGAGGCUGGGCAAGGAGACUUCAGUUUAGUAAGCAGUCCUGUCAUUGCUGCUAAUCAAAUAGACUGUCCUGGUUCCCCAAAGCCCAUCGUCACAAACACCACAAAAACUACAGUAUCUCUAGCAUGGAAUAUACCUGAUAGUGAUGGUGGCUCAAGAAUUAAAGGAUAUGUAGUGGAAAGGAAAGAUGAAGAUGAUGAAGAUUGGUUGAAAAUCACUGGCCAUGAGCUUCGUUCAACAAGUUUUGUAGCAGGGGAAUUAAAGGAAGGUGGAAGAUACAACUUCAGAGUUUCUGCUAUUAAUGAUGCUGGUAGAGGGCUGCCUGGACUUAUACCAGAAAUUGUUGUAGUUGGAGAUAAGCAUGAAGCUCCAGUUGCAAACUUUGACUCUACUAUCAAGAAAAAUAAAAUUCUGGCUCGUGCUGGAGAGACUAUACGCCUGAAUGCUGUAAUUGAUGGCAAACCAGAUCCAUAUAUUCUCUGGAAAAAAGAUGAUGAACAAUUGCCUGAAGAAGCAAGGCUGCAUGACUCAAGCAGAACUGUUGUAAUCAGAAAUUGUCAACGCCGCCACACUGGCUGUUAUGUAUUAAAAGUAGUAAAUCCAGCUGGGGAAUCUCAAUGUCAAGUUGACGUCUCUAUACAAGAUAUUGCUGGUCCUUGCAUUGGUCCACUCUCACAAUCUGAUAUAACCAAACACACCGUGACAUUGUCUUGGGAGGCACCAGAAGAUGAUGGUGGAUGCACAAUCACAAAUUAUGUUAUUGAAAAGCGUGAAUCUUCUAGGAGAUCUUGGACACGUGUUCCCAUGGUGGUAACCAGAACUACAGCAGUUGUGAGGAGCUUGAUCGAAAAUGAAUCGUAUAUGUUUCGCGUAUCUGCUGAAAAUAUCAUUGGUGUUGGCCCAACUUUGGAAUCCAGCCUUCCUGUGACUGCAAGGGACCCAGUGUCAACUCCUGGCCGACCAGAGGAAAUUCGUGUGUCUGAUGUCACAAAAGAUUCUGUAACUCUUGAGUGGAAACCUCCCGUAUUCGAUGAGAAGAAAACAACAAUAAACGUCAAGAUUCUUGGCAAACCAAGUGCUCCUGUGGGACCUGUUGCAUUCCCCCAAAUUGCAAAAGAUUUUUGCCGUCUGUCAUGGAAUCCACCUAUAGAAGAUGGCGGAGCAGAAAUCACUCACUAUAUUGUUGAGAAAAAGGACAUGUCUCGAAUAAGUUGGGUACCAGUUUACGAAACAUUGGAAAAGACCAGUUGUGCUGUAAAGAAAUUAAUGUCUGGUAGUGAGUAUAUGUUCAGAGUCUCCGCUGUAAACAAGUAUGGCAUUGGACCUGCAUUGUUGUCAUCGAACAUUGUUGCCAAAAACCAAUUCAGUGUUCCAGAGGCUCCCGGUGCUCCAGAAGUUAUUUCAACGACCAAAGAUUCUGUUUGCAUUAUAUGGACAAGACCGGACAGUGAUGGUGGGUCUGAUAUCACCAACUAUAUUGUUGAAAGAAGACAACCACAGGGACGAUGGCUCAGAUGUACAAAGGACAAGUCAUUAUCUGAUCUUCGAUACAAUGUCACAAGCCUGCGUCACUUGUCAUAUUUCGAGUUCAGAGUGUGUGCGGAAAAUGCUGCUGGGUUGGGAGCAUUUAGUGACGCCAGCAUUCCAACCAAAGUGCAAGAACCUCUUUAUCCUCCAGCUGCUCCAGCACGUUUAAGAGUAACAAAUAUUACAAAUUGUAGUAUCAGUCUUGCUUGGAGUGUCCCUACAUAUGAUGGUGGCUGUCCAAUUGAUGGAUAUAUUUUAGAAAUGGCUGAAAGUGUAACUGAUGAAGAAGAAAAUUGGGAAAAGGUUCACAAAUCCAAAUACAUAAAAGCAAUGGAAUAUAAUGUUGUAGGAUUGACGAAGGGUCGUGAAUACAUUUUCAGAGUGUUUGCUGUAAAUGAAAUAUCUGAAAGUGAAGUGCCAGCAAAGAUAUCUGACCCAAUAGUGACUAAAGACAUUCUCGAAGAGCCUGCUAUUGAACUCUCUGAAAAUCUGAAUAAAGUCCUAUGUGUGAAAGCAGGAAGGUCUCUGAUCUUACAUGUUGGAAUCACAGGUCGCCCAGUUCCUUCUGUCACUUGGUCGAAAACACCUUGUGGCGAAGAUUUAGAUGAAAGAUCAACAAUAGAGGGUCAUCCAAAAUCCAGUGUUUUAAAGAUUGCAAAAUGUGAUCGUUAUGAUGCAGGAAUAUACACCGUUACAGCAGAAAAUUCUUCUGGCAGGAAAGAAGCUAAUAUCACAGUUAAAGUAUUAGAUACCCCAGGAAGAGUAUCUACUAUUGAAAUAGAAGAAGUCACAAAGAGCUCUGUGACAAUAUCAUGGAAAUCACCAGAAAUUGUUGGUGGUAGUGAUGUUAAAAGCUACGUUAUUGAAAGGCGUGAACAGACAAGACGGACAUGGAACACUGUUGAGAAUAGAUGCACUUCAACAUCAUUUAAAGUUGAUGGUCUUCAAGAGGGAGUAAGAUAUUAUUUCAAAGUAACACCAGAAAAUGAGUUUGGAAUUGGAGAAGAACGAGAAACUGAAAAAUCUGUUUUGGCGUGUGAGCAACCUUCACCGCCAGCAAGUAUAGAGGUUACAGAUAUUACCAACAAUAGUGUAACCUUGCUUUGGAAGUCACCUUGCCAAGAUGGAGGAACACCUAUUGAAGGAUAUCAACUCGAAGUAAAAGAGAAAGACACUGACAAAUGGAAAAAUGCAGGAAGCACAUCUCAGCUGAAGCAUGUAGUAAAAGGUCUCAAGGAGGGAAAAGAUUACUUUUUUAGAGUAAAAGCAAAAAAUGCCAGUGGAUUUGGAGAACCGAAAGAAUUACUGUCAUCUGUCACCAUUAAAGAACAACCAGAAAAACCUGCAAUCAAAAUUAUCGACUCUUCAAAGCACGUAAGCAAAAAGGGGGGCGAGGAUAUCUUACUGAAAUUUUCAGUCUGUGGAAGACCACAACCAGCCAUCACUUGGCACAAAAAUGCUGCUGCUUUGGAACAAUCUAAAAGAAUAAACUUCGCUACUGAUGAUGGUGUAACAACUCUAGCAAUAAAGGAAGCCAAAGUGGAAGAUUUGGGCGAAUACAAAUUGACUGCAACAAAUGACGUUGGAAAGACCAGUGAAAUCGUGAUUGUAACUAUUCUUGAUGUUCCUUCAUCUCCAACUGGACCUGUUGACUUUGCAGAAGUUACCGGUAAUUCUUUAGUACUUACAUGGCAACCACCAUUGUAUGAUGGAGGAGCCAUGAUUACCAACUACAAGGUUGAAAGAAAAGAAACACACGGACGCAACUGGACAGUUGUUAGUGACAUUGUCACGAGGACAUGUAUGAAAGUCACAAAAUUAGAAGAAAAUGGAGAAUACAUAUUUAGAAUAUCAGCUGAAAAUCGAUUCGGUGUUGGAAAAUAUUUACUUUCAGAAAGUGUGGUUGUUAAAAACCGUUAUGGUGUACCUGGUCCACCAAGUAGUCCUCAGGUUUUGGAAGUUGUUAGUGAUGCUAUUUCUUUAUGCUGGAUGGAACCAGUCAAUAAUGGUGGAUUGAAUAUAAUUGGAUACAUUGUUGAAAGAAAGGAAAAGAAGGGCAAAAGAUGGAUUAGAGCCACACGCCAACCUGUAAAAGAGACUCGUUUUACCAGCACUGGUCUAAUUGAAGGAAUUGAAUACAUUCACCGUGUCUUUGCUGUGAAUGAAAAGGGAGAGGGCAAACCUAGCAAGGAGACUGUCGCAGUACUUUGCUGUGAUCCAGUUGAUCCCCCAAGUGCACCUCGUAAUCCAAGAGUUGUUGAGAUUACGAAAAGCACUCUAUCUCUUGCAUGGGAUAAACCAGAAUCUGAAGGUGGAUCAAAAGUCUCUGGCUAUUUUAUUGAAAUGCGAAAGGGUGAAGAAUGGUGGGAAAGAUGCAAUACCACUCCCAUACGUUUCACACACUACUCAUUAAAAGGAAUGACUGAUGGAGGCCAAUAUUUAAUUCGAUUAAUGGCUGUUAAUGCUGGUGGUGUUGGUGAUGCAGUAGAAAUGGAAAAACCAAUUGUCAUUAAAGAUGAAAGUGGACUCCCCAAAUUCAUUGUAGAUGAUGAGGUUUGCAACCUUGGAAUUACUGUUGAGCAAGGUGAUAUCCUUUCGAUUCCAGUUAAGUUCAAAUCUCAACCCAAACAAUCUGUUACAUGGUUGAAACAGAAUACCAAAGAUGAGGAUUUCAAAUCUAGAUGCUCCAUUAGUGUCAAUGAAAGUUUUACAGAACUUCUCAUCAAAAAAGUGACCCCAGCUGAUGCUGGAUUUUAUGGAGUGAGGUUGGAAAAUAAAUGCGGAGUGAAAGAGAUCCAAAUUCCUGUUGUAGUUUGCUGUCCACCAGCUGCACCCGAAGGGCCAAUUGUGUUCAGUAACAUUACUCCAAACUCGGUUUCUGUUUCUUGGAAAGAAACUCCCAGCAUUGUUGAAAAAUACAUUGUAAAAUAUCGGGAAGAGAAACAGACAGUUUGGGUCACUGCAGCUGUUGUGACUACAGGAACAAGCUGUACAAUUAAAGGUCUAAUCAAAGAUGAAAGAUACUAUUUCCAAAUUGCAGCAGUUAAUCAAUAUGGCCGAAGUCCUGUGCUUGAAUUAAAUCAGCCUCUGAUACCAACAAUCAAAUUGCUGGUUCCUAAACCACCUCAGCAUGUUGAGAUCAAUGAAGUGACAAAAGAUAAGAUUUGUGUUUCUUGGAUGCCUGUACUGGAAGAUGGGGGAUCUCCAAUAAGCGGUUACUAUGUUCAAUGUAAAGAAGUGUCCUCAGAUUCAUGGUGCAAGAUCAACAAAGUUCUUACAAAGAACAACUGUCUAACUGUACAAGAUGUUGUUGAAAAUGCAGAAUACGAGUUCUGUGUGGUUGCUGUUAACAGUGUGGGAGAUAGUGAACCAUCGGCAACAUCUGAAUCUGUUAUUUGCAAAGAUCCAGAUGAUGUACCCUCUCCUCCAGAAGAUCUUGAGGUCCAAAAUCUUACACGAAACUCUAUUACACUUGCAUGGAACGAGCCUUCAUUCCGAGGAGUAACACCAAUACUUGGUUAUAUUGUUGAAGUUAGGAAACCCGACUCUACAAUUUGGGAGUGCACACAUGAAGUUGCAUUGAUGGAGCCGAACCAUCAAAUAUGUGAACUGGAUGAAGAUACUGCAUAUGAAAUCCGUGUAAUAGCAGUGAAUGACUCUGGCAAAUCCAGGCCUGCCAUAUUUGAAAAGCCGAUUGUGACAAAGAAACCAGUUGGUGAACCACCUCUUAUAUUGGAGCCACUCAGCAAUGAAAACUGCACAGUUGGAGAUACUGCCAUUCUUGCAUGUAGAAUUUCUGGCAAACCAGAACCUAAAAUUUCUUGGUGGAGAAAUGGGGUGGAAAUGUCUACAGGAGGAAACAUUAAAAUCUUAGCAGAGGGUGAAAUGCAUUCUAUUCAUAUUAACAAUGUCACCGUGCUUGAUAGUGGGGAGUAUACUAUCACAGCAAAGAAUUCAAUUGGAAAAGUAGAAAGCAUAUCUUGUGUUGCUGUCAAUGGGUCACCAGUUGUGGAUGACAAAUUCAACUUCCAAGAAAAUAUCUCUAUGAAGGCUGGUGAACAGUUGGAUAUCCAUGUACCCUACCUUGGGUUGCCUAAGGCUGAUGCUAUGUGGAGUAAAGGUGGAUUAUCCGUACAACCGGGAGAAAAUUGUACACUUGAAACUACAAAUAUGUACGCACAUUUGCAAUUAAGUAAUGUCACUCGCUCUGAUUGUGGAAAAUACACUGUAGUAUUGAGCAACAUCCAUGGAAAAAAUACAUAUUCUGUCAAUUGUGAAGUAUAUGACAAACCAACCAAACCAAGAGACCUGGCAUUCUCGGACAUCACAGAUUCUAGCCUUUCGCUCAUAUGGAAUGAGCCAGAAGAUUGUGGAGGGUCUCCUGUGGUUCAAUACAUCAUAGAAAAAUGUGAACAAAAUGUAGAACCAUUGAAAUGGGAGCUUGUGACAUCUCGGGCUGUCAAAACUGAAUACAAGGUUGAAGGUUUGACUCAAAAGCACUCUUAUAUUUUCCGAGUGACUGCAAAGAGUAAAUAUGGACUUUCUGAAGCCAUUGUGAUGGAAGAUCCCAUUAUUAUUCGAACCCCUACUGAUGCUCCUCUAACACCCACAAACAUAUCGGUAAAUGGUAUCACUUCUGAUGCAUGUAUACUGAACUGGAAGCAGCCGAAGACUGAUCGUACCAAGGUCACUAGUUAUAUUGUGGAAAAGCGUGACAAUAAAAAUACUGAAUGGAGUAGUGUAACAAUUGACACAAUUACAGAGACUGUUUGUUGUGUUACUGGAUUGCUUUUAGGACAAACUUAUGAAUUCAGAAUUACAUCUGAAAAUGACAGUGGAAAAUCUGAUCCAUCCGAACCAACACCAUCCAUGACUCCAAAAGAGAAUGUAAGAGUUGUCAAACCACGUUUCAUGGAACAAAUGAGGGACAUUGUAGCCAAACCAGGCCAGAAUGUCACAUUGUUCUCCAAAAUAUCUGGUCAGCCUAAGCCUAUUAUCAAAUGGUACAAGGGUGGGCGUGAAGUCGUGCAAGAUAGCAAACACCAAAUGCGAUAUGGAAGAGGAAAUAAUUACAGUAUGAACAUAAGUAGGGCCUGUAUUGAAGAUGAAGGUCCAUAUACCAUCAGGGCAAUCAAUGUUGGAGGUUCAACAAGUUGCACCAUCAAUAUUACUAUUCAUCUUCCUGCAAGAGUAUUGUUGCCACGUUAUAUGUUAAACGAAGCAACACACUGCAAAGUCCAUGAAUCUGUUAGUUUGAAGGUUCCUAUUGAAGGCUCACCUAUGCCAAAAGUAACUUGGUCUAAAGCUGGUAAACAAAUCACUCAAGAAGUAAGUGGUUACAAUAUUGUAACAACCUCAUCUUCGACAACACUUAUGAUUAAAGAUGCCUGGCGAUCUGAUUCUGGAUUCUACAACAUCACAUUGGAUAAUAGAUUUGGAAGUCAUCAAGCCACUGUUCAGUUGCUAGUAGCAGACAAACCAGGCCAACCAGAACGUCUUAAAGUUUCUGGAAUAUCUAGAGAUUCUGUUGAUCUGUCUUGGACCGCACCUUCAGAUGAUGGUGGAAAGGCAAUUUUAAAAUACAUCAUUGAAAAAUCUUUGGUAAGCAGUGAGAGGUGGAUGAAAGUGUCAUCUUCAAGUACAACACGCUACACCUUGUGUGGUUUGUCUGGCCGAACUAGCUAUCUGUUCAGAAUUCGUGCAGAGAAUGAGUGUGGUCAAAGUAGCCCAUCUACUCCAUCCGGAAUCAUAACAACAAAGGAAGAUCCUACAAUGGCUGCGACAUAUGAUGAAAUGGUGGAUGUUUCUGGAGACGUGGACUCCAAAAAUGCCAAGACACAGACAAAUGUCAAUGUGCUUAGCAAAUACAACUUACUAGAAGAGCUUGGUCGUGGUGCAUUUGGAAAUGUUCACAGAGCCCAGGAAAUUAGUAGUGGUAAAAUUAUGGCAGCUAAGAUUGUAAAAACUGAUGAUGAACACAAUUAUGCCUCAGUAAAAAGAGAAAUUGCGGUAAUGAAGAAAUUAAACCAUCCAAACUUACUUCAAUUACAUGAAAUCUUUGAAGCCAAAGGAGAAUUUACUAUGAUUGUUCAAUUUGUUUCUGGCGGGGAUCUCUUUGAGAGAAUUACCAGCGAUCUCUUUGACCUCACUGAAGACAUCUGCAUCCAGUUGAUUAAACAAAUUACCAUGGGUCUGGCAUUCAUGCAUGAUGCAAAUAUUGUUCAUCUUGACCUAAAGCCGGAAAAUGUCUUAUUUGUGACGAGAAAGAGCAAUAAUCUAAAAUUAGUUGACUUUGGAGCAUCAAGAGAAUUGCGAUCUGGGGAAGCUCUCAAGAUUGCAUAUGGAACACCAGAUUUCUGCGCACCUGAAGUAAUUACAAAUGACUCUGUAGGCCGUGCAACAGACAUGUGGUCUCUUGGUGUCCUCACUUACAUUCUUCUGUCUGGUGUUUCACCAUUCAAAGGUGAAAAUGACUCUGAAACAUUGAAGAAUGUUAGUGAUGCUGAAUGGGAUUUCAAUCAUGAAGCAUGGGCAAAUAUAUCUGAUGAAGCCUUGGACUUUGUUGACAGACUUCUCAUCAGAGAAAAAUGUGAAAGAAUGUUUUCGAGAGAUGCUCUUCUUCAUCCAUGGCUCUCUUCUGAUAUUGAGAAUGUUGAGGAACUUGUGGCUGAGAAAAGAUCUCAAGUCAUACCAACUAUGCUGCAUCGUAAAUUUUUUAAAGCAAACAUAAUAUUUGAAGCAUCUACUGUUGUGGUCUCUCUUGGUCGUUUAGCUUAUGGAGGUUCUCUUCGAUCAUGCAAAGGAAAAUCAGUCUCCAAACUAAAAGUAGAAACCGUUAACAUGAAUCCAUGUCUAGCACCAUUGCAUCAUCAGUUCGUUGCUGAAGGAGGGGAUGCAAAAUUGGAAAGCAAAAUUUAUGAUGCUGAAGGAGAUGAAGAUAUUACUUGGUUCAAAGGCAAUAUCAGAUUGGAAGAAAGUGAAAAAUAUCAAUUCGCUUAUGACGAGGAAUCUGAUAAAUUCUCUCUUAUUGUCAGAGGUGUUCAGAAGUCUGAUGACAGCACAUACAGAUGCAAAGUCGAAAAUGGCUUUGGAACCUCAUCACAGCAAUGUGAAUUGUGUGUGCAAUUGAAAUCUGGUAAAUGGACACGUGUGCCACGUAUCAUAUACAUUUCCAAGCACAAAAAGAUUGCAAAGCGAUCUGGAGGAGAAGUCAUGCGCUCACUAAGACAUGCACCUGAAUUCACCCUUCCUCUGUACAACAGAACCGUCUAUGCGGGAGAGAGUGUAACAUUUUCUGUAACUGUCACUGUUCAUCCAACACCUGAAAUAACAUGGUAUCACAAUGCGCAAAAAGUCAAAAUCAGUUCUGACAACAAAAAAUAUGUUGAAUAUCAAGAGAAAGGACUGUAUAGACUUACUAUUUGUGAUUGUGAUUUCCGGGAUGGUGGCGAUUUGUUGGUCAUAGCAAGAAACAAAUAUGGAGAAGACAUGUGCAAAGCAUCUUUGGUUAUAAAACGUAAACCAUCGCAAGCUGAAGUCAGUCUUCGACCAACUUUCAGAAGACUUAUGGCAAAUCAAUAUGUUCAUGAAGGCCAGUCUGCAAAAUUUGAUAUUAGAGUGGCUGGUUAUCCAAAGCCUGAAGUUACAUGGGAAAAAGAUGGAAAGCUUUUGCGAGCAGACAAUCAUCAUGAAAUGGUGUGGGAAGACCAGCAGUCUUGUUAUCUUUUGAUAAAGGAUGUCUUCCGACCUGAUGCAGGAAUGUAUAAAGCAACUGCUAGAAAUUCAGCUGGAGCAGCAAGUAGCAAGGCUUUACUUAGCAUCAAAAAGCCCAUUAAACGAAUCGAUGAAUAUGUUACUUUUAGUCCUUUUGAAAGCAAAGGUUACAAGAAGGCUGAUAUAUUGGCUGCUCUCAAAGGGGGUGAUACUGAUCAGAAUUUGCCAGAAUCAGCUCGGCUAGCUCUUUUGACUGCAUCAUCAUUAGUUCGAUCUGGACAGAAUGCAAGCUCAUUCUUGGAAGACGAAGAUGCUGAAGAAAAAAGAGCUAAAAUCAAAUACGAUAAAUUAGUUGCCAGUUUGCCAUACUCUGUACCACAACCAAUUGAGCAUAAUGAUAACAUUCUGGAGGAAGACAAGGAGCUUUUAUCAUAUGAACCAAGAAGUGCUACGAGAUGGUACAGAAAGGUUCAAGCUUCAAAUGAAUUAUAUAUCGGCCCUGACAUGUCUCGUGGUUCCCAAAGAAGCUACAGAGUUAAGAAGCAUGUGAAUCCUGAUAAGGCGUAUGUUAUUCCUGAGAGGCGAAUUACGACAAUGAAGGUUCCAACACAGGAAAACUUUGAAGAAGAUCCCAAAUCUGCAGUAGCAAGAUUCAAAAAUCCCACAAAGACUGAAGAUGAAUCUCGUUUUGAAUUGCGGAGAAAAUUCUAUCAUCCAAUGGCAGAUGAUGAAAAGUACUUGCAACCUGUGGAUGAAUAUCUUAUGGAACAAUCGAGCAUUGAAUAUUUAGCAGAGGAAGCCGCCAUGGACUCUGCACCAAUCAGGGUUCGGAGACAAAAUUCAGACAAAGAUGUUAGUAUCUCGCCAGAGUUAACUUACACUAUCCCUUCGAAGGAUUUGGAAACCAGAUCGUUUUCCAAGAUGCGUGAAAGGCAUGAUGCAGUAGAAAAUAUAGGAAAAUCAAGAUCCAGCAUGAAAAAAGAUCCCUCGGAAGAUAACAUUCUACGGCCCAUGGCUUUAAAAAUAUCUCAGUAUGGCAGUAGGCAGAAAACUGAAAUACCUUCUCUGAGUACUUCAUCCGAAGAAAUUGGGGGAAUGUCAUGGUAUCAAAAACGACUUCAAAAGAUGAAAAUGAAACCAACAGCCGAAGAACUAGCAUAUGAAGAAGGUUAUGAAUGCGAAGUUUCUAAUCCCAAACUGCCUAAGGCUACACUUAAGAACUUCACACAGGGAAGCACAGCUGUCCGCAGAAGAUCAUUCGAAUUUGAAGAAUUGACGAGACCUGUGUCAGAAAUGUUUCCAGAGAGAAAAAGGUGGUCAUCAUCCUCUUCUUCAAGUUCUAGUGACAUUGAUGAUGAAGUGACUAAAACAUCACCAAGGGUUACUAAAUCUGGAGUCAGAUUCUCUGAACUCUCUCCAGAAAAUUCCAAAGGCAGAUCAACUCAUGAAGCACCAAAAUUUCAGUUAAAAAUGAGAUCUCAUGUGGUAUCUGCUGGAAUGAACACAAAAUUCACUGCAGCGGUGAAGGCGAUGCCUCAGGCCAACAUUCGCUGGCAAAAAGAUGGCAUGUUGAUUUUUGCUGAUGGUGACAAAUACAGAAUGUCAGAUGUUAAUGGUGUCAUCUCUCUUGAAAUCAAGAACUGUGGUCGCGAAGAUACAGGAUCAUACAGAUGUCUGGCCCGCAAUGAACAUGGAGAGGUUUCUGCAUACGCCACUUUGGAAGUAACUGGGAGCAAUUCAAGAGACUACAAGCGAAGACCAAAGUCGACUAUGAAUGAUGAUGAUUGGAGAAGGCAUUAACUGCCAUCCAAACAUUCAGAAUAUAUUGGCUCAGUUUGAUGAUGGAUGUCAGUCUAAUUUUUCGAAUGACUUUCUGAAAUACUUAAUUCUAAAAUGUUUGAAACAGUAUGUACUGAUUUUAUGCUCGUGUGCUUCUUAUACAGCGGAAUAUUUUAUACACAGCAAGUGUUAAUGCAUGUUGUAAACUUGUUGUUUUUAUGAUUUUAUUGUAACUUAUGUAAAUACAAAGUUGCUUGCCUCAAAUAUAAUCACAAGUUCAUUUUAUUUAUUUUUUAAAAAUUAUUGUCAUAGUGUUCUAGUCGAUUACUUAUCAUAUUUCAUUGACUGAAUUUAAAGUUUGAUAUGUGCCAAGAAACGCUUUGAAAUUUCGUGAACAGUUUUAUUCAAGAAUUUUUGCCCACAAUUUGUGGAUAAUAAAUGGUCAUUGACCACAAGUAUGAUGCA